AUGACAAAUGAGCCUAGAAUGGGUCACUCUGAUGAAGCACUUCUUGUCACUGGACAAGGAAUAUUCCAGAUGUUUACAGACAAGGAGCCAGCAGUUCGUUUUAUCCACCUUCAGUGGGUUGACUAUACUUCUACAGUCAGAGUCAGAGUUUUGACAAUCAGACACUUUAAACAACUUCUCGAGCAAAAACGGUAUCUGGGCCUUUGUAGACACUACCUUUCGAUGAUAGACAUGGCUUUGCCCUUCACUCACUACGAGCCUGAACGGCCAGUAGGGCAGUGUCUUCUAUUUCCUGACUUUCGCUCCAUCUACCUACACAGCCCUCAGAAUGCCGUCAUGUUCUGCUACUUUGGAAAUUUGGCAUCUGUGUAUAAAGAACUAAGCCCGGGCGAGCACAGGUUUGUUGCUCCAAUGUGUCCGCGGCGAACACUGUACCAAGCAAUUGCGCAGGCGCAUGGUUUGGGAUUAAGAUUUCGUGUCGGGUUCGAACUAGAGUUCACUUGCAGCCCACAUCUACAGCUUUACCCUGACUUGGAAGAUCAAAUACAUCAAUCUUCUGGCUUUCGGUCGCUUGAUUCACGAAUGCUCCCUGUCUUAUGCGACAUCACGACCAAACUCGAACAUCUAGGGAUACCAGUUGAACAAUUCCAUUGCGAAGGAAGCCCGAAUUCAUACGAACUCGUGUUAGGAUCAUUGUCCCCGAUGGAAUCCAUCGAUGCUCUAACAAUAACUAAAGAGACGGUCAGAAAGAUCUCUCACCAGAAUAAUAUACAUGUCACGUUCAAUCCGUCUCAACCCAGCAUUAACGGUUUACAUACGGCCAUUUCUUUGCAGAGCAGUGAGCGUGCCGUGGAAGAAAUUGAGAACCAUUUUCUUGCUGGUAUCAUCAACCAUAUUGAAGCUCUAUGUGCCUUUGCUUUAAUCAGACCGGAGAGUUAUGACCGCACCAGCCCCAGCCAAUGGUGCACAGGUCGAUGCAUUGCAUGGGGUGUGGACAAUCGAGAAGUACCUAUCAGGAAGCGUGGCUCUGGAUGCUGGGAGAUGCGAUUGCCGGAUGCAUCUGCACAGAUGUACAUGUACAUGGCGGCGAUGCUAGGUUCCGGAUUAGACGGCAUAAGGGAGAAAACAGAAUUGACUCUUAGUAACUGCACUGUCGACCCUGCCACGAUAUCGGAUAAAGAACGUCGGCAAUAUGGUAUUAACAAUGAGCUUCCAUCGUCUCCCGAUGAAGCAUUUGUAGCUCUUUGCAAGAUCCUCUCAUGA
Fusarium poae is the source of this 1263-nucleotide messenger RNA. RefSeq lists its product as uncharacterized. The transcript has 2 exons. NCBI's taxonomy places the organism in Eukaryota, Fungi, Ascomycota, Sordariomycetes, Hypocreales, Nectriaceae. The coding region runs from base 1 to 1263 and encodes 420 amino acids. Gene Ontology annotation, molecular function: glutamine synthetase activity. The record is from RefSeq and is a predicted model, not a curated record.